Messenger RNA from Exaiptasia diaphana, 1668 nucleotides. Its product is annotated as serine protease hepsin. NCBI's taxonomy places the organism in Eukaryota, Metazoa, Cnidaria, Anthozoa, Actiniaria, Aiptasiidae. The record is from RefSeq and is a predicted model, not a curated record. Gene Ontology annotation, biological process: proteolysis. Gene Ontology annotation, molecular function: serine-type endopeptidase activity. Bases 252 to 1148 code for a protein of 298 amino acids. The transcript has 5 exons.
AAAUAUCAGAAAAUCUUGCGAGCAGAAAUAUAUACAUUAGAAAACUUUUCCUCCGUGUAGGGACGCCCUGAGUUUUUUCAGGACCGGCAUGCUUUGCGAGAUUUGGUCUGACAGAUGGCCUUGCCGCAAAAUUAUUUUAAAUUCACUAUCAGGUGCAUUGUCUUUUUCGGAAUUAUUCGUCUGACAACAGAAAGGAACAGCGUCUUGAUUUACGUGUAAUCCCUUCCAGAAAUCGCUAAAUAAGGUUUCUGAUGUUGCUGCUGGUUGUAAUAGUCGUAUUUAUUUGUCCAUCAAAUGGUGUAUAUCAACACAGUCAUGAAAGAGAUUUAGGUCAACCAAGAUGUGGUAUGAGGUUUAUCUCUGAUGAACAAAAACGUAUCGUGGGAGGUAAAGUAAGUAAGCAUGGCGCAUGGCCUUGGCAGGUAGCACUGCUGGUCAAACGGAUGAACGAUUCACAAKCCUGCGGUGGAUCACUWAUCUCUCCUGAAUGGGUGGUUUCUGCAGCACAUUGCUUUCAGGACAAUUUUAAAAACCCAAAGGAAUGGAAAGUAGUUCUAGGAGAACAYCACCUGAAAGAURUGGACUGGUUUGAGCAAUCCAGGUCUGUUAGUGCUAUUUACAAUCAUCCUGGCUAUAAACCUGCUAAAGAAAAGCCUCUUAAUCAAGACACUUUAUUGUCCAUUCCACCCGACUAUGAUUUAGCUGUACUACGUCUCUCAAAGCCAGUCCACUUCAAUGGUUUUAUCCAACCAAUCUGCCUGCUUCCGAAAGGGGCUCGAUUCCCUAAAGGAAAAGAGUGCUAUGUGACUGGAUGGGGACAAACAGCAUGGAAAGGACACAAACCCGACACACUGAGAGAGGCCCUAGUGCGUUUAGUCCCCAUGGACAAGUGCAAUAGUGUAAAGUCCUACAAAGGGCAGGUCACUGAGCGUGCUUUGUGUGCUGGAUUUGAACAAGGUGGUGUAGACGCAUGUCAAUAUGACAGCGGUGGUCCGCUGGCUUGUGAACAUGACGGGCGCUGGUAUCUAACGGGUGUGGUAUCCUGGGGUCAUGAUUGCGGCAAACCACAUAAGUACGGUGUGUAUGCUGACAUGGAGGACAUGACYCAAUGGGUUGUGGAUACCAUAGCACAGCACAAUGAGGAAUAAAGAAUCCAGUCAAAAAUAUAACUUAAUACAGGCAUUUGAAGAAAUUUUGACCUUGAGAAUAUCAACAUAUAGUGUAGGAAGAGGACGUUUUAAAUUGUCGAUAAAACGACACGAUAUGUUUGAAUAACACUUUAAUAAUUCCAGAGAAAAGAACAAAAAUCUCACGAAAUCACCCAUGAUGCAACAUAAUAUAUUACCGCGGUCAGAAUUUUUGUAAAUCACUGUAUUUCAAGAGAGUUAUAUUAUAACGUCAGACAUUUGACGAAAAGCACUACAACUAGUGGAUAAAUAUUGAAUAAAUAGGCGAGAUGUGUAAAUAAAAAGCAACCUAUGUCAGACGACGCUAAAUCCGUUUUUUUUUAACAGUUAGAUUUUAUCGCUGGUGGUCUUUACCAACAAAUAUUAUCAUUCAUUAUUGAUUACCAAUUGGAACGAAUGGACGGGUGACUGGGUAAAUAAAUAUGUUAUUCAAAUUGUGUACUGUACAAAGGUAAUAAUAAAAAAGAGCUUUGGAAACAUC